CAUUUUUACCACAUCACUAUAAACGUUCAAUAAACAUUGAACGAAAAAAAAAAUAAGAAAAAAAAAACAAAAAUUACCGACAAAAAAACAUUUCAAACUAAAAAACAUAAUAAAAUGCAAAUAUCGGGAGUAAAAUACAAUUGCUGAUAUUUAAUACAUAAAUCAGUAACCAAAUAUACAAUUAUCCAUAUCACAAAAAACUUCAUAGACAUUUAUUUCACUUUAUCAUUAUAAUCAGAUAACUUGUAUUUUAUCACUAGUGUUCUACAAAAAAUAUAACUUCAGUGAAAUCUCGUAUCUAUUACUGGUUAAAACACAAUGGACUCGUUAUUGAUCAAUACUUUCAUGUUGUAUUUACAUUAGCAAAUAACCUUUAAUUGUAAACAAUACAAUUACUUUUUGAAAGGUGUGACUAAAAGGUGGCAUUAUUUAAAACAUAAUAGAAAUAUAGUAAUGCAGGGAAAGGCAAAACAAAAUGGCCACAACACUAAAUGAAGAAAUAUCUAUACAAGAAACAGAAGCUCUGAACACUCCGAAUAAUGUUGAAAUCAAGAAGAAAACUGGCUUUAGAUACUUACUGGGCAUUAUUACAGUAGAACCAGUGGCGUUCAUAGUAUUGUUCGCUAGUAUACUGUCAUCUAUGUCGACACAGACUUUAGCCUUAGAAAAAGCUUGUAGAGUGAGUCUAAGACUCGAAGAUGCUAUCUGUGAUUCACUGAGAGCACAAAACCAAUCGAAUAACUUCACCGAUUACGAGAGAAUAGUCCAAGAGCAUUAUUCUGCUCAGCUAACGUGGAGAAGCGCUUUGCAGUCCGUAUUACCGCUCCCUAUGCUGCUGUUUGCUGGAGGCUGGAGCGACAAGACAGGCAGAAGAAAAGCCAUCAUUCUAGUUCCCAUAAUCGGCGAAACUCUUCAAUGCAUCAGCAACAUCUUAAACGUGGUGUUCUUCUACGAAAUCCCGCUUAAGGCUUUGAUAUUCUUUGAUACAUUCUUCUCGGGGAUCACUGGGAGCACAACUAUAAUGUUCUUAGCGCUGUUCAAUUAUAUCUGCGAUAUAACUACCUCGGAAAACAGAACUCAGAGGUUGGGACUCGUCAAUCUGUGUACGUUUGCCGGAAUGCCGCUAGGUUUGGCGUUAUCCGGGAUAAUGUUGAGGCAUCUUGGGUACUAUGCCAUAUAUGGAACAGCUCUUUUUCUGCACUUUAUAAACGUUUUGUAUGUGACAUUCCGGAUAAAGGACCCAUUGAGGACUAAAGAGCAAAUUAUGACGUACGACAACAAAGGCUGCUGCCAUUUUUUAAAAGAGUUCUUCGACCCUAGAACAUUGAGGGAUUCCUUCAAAGUGCUAUUUAAAAAGACUGAAGACAACCGCCGUUUGUAUUUACUAGUUAUACUUAUGACGGCUUGUUUGUUGUAUGGACCUGUAUAUGGUGAAGUCUCCGUUCUGUACUUGUCCCUUAGAUACAGAUUUAACUGGGACGAGAUGCAGUUCACCCUGUUCCAGACUUAUAAUUUUGUUGUCAACAUGAUUGGAACAAUAUUCGCUGUAGUCGUGUUGAGCAAGUACUUGAAGUGGCACGACGCCCUGCUGGGAAUCACGUCUACGAUAAGUAAGAUUGCGUCAUCGUUCGUCUAUUGCUUCGCGCCGAACGCGCAAAUCUUAUAUAUAGGUAAACUGAAUUCAAUAGUCGGUCAGCUUGAAGUCAUGAUGCCGUUAAUAUACGUUACAAUGUUUACGCAAUUGUAUACGGCUACUAUGGACGUCCUGCCGGGAGCAAUAUUCCUGCUCGGAGCAGGACUGACUCUUCCUUCCAUCUUCGUAUUCAUAUGGCUGUAUUGGCGUCACAGGAAAGAUGUACAAAAAGAAAAAAUUAAAAUAGCUAAUGAAAUACCUCUUACGUAGGAUUAAAAUGUACUGCACAUAAA
Messenger RNA from Bombyx mori (domestic silkworm), 1926 nucleotides. Its product is annotated as lysosomal proton-coupled steroid conjugate and bile acid symporter SLC46A3. Lineage: Eukaryota; Metazoa; Arthropoda; Insecta; Lepidoptera; Bombycidae. The coding region runs from base 476 to 1903 and encodes 475 amino acids. Gene Ontology annotation, cellular component: membrane. Gene Ontology annotation, molecular function: transmembrane transporter activity. The record is from RefSeq and is a predicted model, not a curated record. The transcript is spliced from 6 exons. Gene Ontology annotation, biological process: transmembrane transport.